Molecule: messenger RNA, 6198 nt
Organism: Melitaea cinxia (Glanville fritillary)
Lineage: Eukaryota; Metazoa; Arthropoda; Insecta; Lepidoptera; Nymphalidae
Exons: 9
Coding region: 161-5950 (1929 amino acids)
Source: RefSeq, a predicted model, not a curated record
GUUAAGUGUGUUUAUAGCUACAUAAAAUAUUGAACAAUAUUUAUAACAACGUGCAACUGUUUAUAGAUGAGUAGCAGCGUCUUAUGCUAAACUUGGCAAAAGUAUGAAAUCUCAUAAGUUAAAGCUGGUAAACAAUACAUGAAAAUUUAAAUGCUUCAUCAUGCAAGAACCAGAAACUAUUGCGUUAGACUCUAAUCCAACAACGGCAAACACUGUAGAACUUGUUGAAACAAAUUUAAACUUAGUAAAUGAUGAAAACAAACCUAAAGUACAAGAACUGGAUAAGUUUAAGAGGAGACUCAUUAGAGCUAUUGCCAGACUUACGCACGUAGAGAAGAAACCUGAAGAGGAGAUUUGGUCGGAACUUAAGAAGGAGACAAAUUGUGAUUGUAAAUUACUGUGGAUGCGUAUGCGUACGCUAACAAUAAAGAAAUUAAAGCGACUCCUAGCAGCCAGUGACCGUAAUGAAAACAUCUCGAAGAUAGCACAACUCUCUGUGACUGAUUGGCUAUUGUUCGACCUCGUCCUGGUGCAUGAAGAUGUCGACGUUAUUGGACUGGACCUGCCAAGGGAAAAUGGCAAGGAUCUACCCAUUCUAGAUGAUUUAUUCCGACUCGUACUUAAACACAGAAUCGAAUAUCUCUCCGGGGACCCGUUGAUACUAGCGUGGCAUGAUUUAACUGUAGAAUAUAAUAGUCGUGGGCGUAAGUGUUCCCCAAUGUUACUACAGCGUCGUUGGUACCAAUUGAAGAAGCAGGUACGACACAAGUUCUACAGCUUUUGGUACGAAUAUCGAGGAGCGUGGAAGAAGUUACAACAAGCGGAGAAAUUUAAGCCUACGGAAUUGGAAACAGAAAUUGCAAAACAUUUCAUGUUCAUCAUUACGGAUCGAUUUAUACCAUGGGAACAAUUGAUUGAAGAACGGAAAGUUUACUUAUUUUCCGAUUUUGAACGUCUGCAACUAUUAAAGAAGAAAGACACAUCUGAAAAUGAACCAGAUAUUCUACUAAUAGAACCUAGAGUAGAAACAAUAGAUUUAAGAGUUGAAUCAGAUGAGGAUUCUAAAUGCUCAAAUGAUUCAGUAAGUGAAAAUAAAUACAAUGCCUAUUUUAAUAACGCGAUUGAAAAAAAUACUUCAAAAACGAAAACAUUCAUCAAAACUGAAACUAUUUACGAUAUAUGCGAUGAAGACGGAGUCAGUGCACUAGAAUCGGUGUAUAUACCACUAGAACCCAAUGUUAAUUUAGCAAUUAAUAAUAAAAAUAAAGAAAUAAUGUCAUCUAAUUUUGAACAAACAAAUGAAGCUCAUGAUGAAAUAAAAGACUCAAACAAGGCAAUCGAAUGUGUAGAUACAGAUUUAGAGAGCGAAGUAGAAGAAACGAGUUUUGAUACUGAUCAUAACCAUGUCAAAGAGUCUGGCCAUAAAGAUUCAAAUCAAAAUAUAGACUUCAAUCAGCAAAAAAAUGUUAUAGAAACACAAGCUGUUGUAAACAACGAAUUUGUAAUGCCAAAAAUAACAUGCAUUACAAGUAAUGCAGAUAUAAUUGAGAUCGAUUUAACUGAUGACACUCCUGCUGGGGUAGACAAUAUCGAAAAAAAGGAUUCCGGUGAAAUUUUACGUCACACACAUUAUAACACAGAAAUUGAUAGUACGCCCGUACAAGUUAAAGAUUCUAAGCAUAUCUCUGAAGAUAAAAAAGAAAUUGUAAUCGAAAGAAAAAUUGAAAAUAUGCCAAAUUUUUUUGAUCACGAAGUCACAAAUGAUGUUCUUUUGAUAGAUGGUAUUGAACUGGAAGAUGACGGAAUUGAAUACAUCGAAGACGAAGAUUUAACAGAACAUAAAAUAGUACCAAAAACAGAACUGGAUGAACAACAUGAACCAAAAUCUACUUUAACAGAAGAUGAUGAUACUCCGAAAAUAGAUCUUAAAUUAUUACUUACGCCGGUAGUGUAUACGAAAAAACUGGACGAAAUGAAUGUGUUUCGUUUUUUCGAAUAUACAAAUGUGAAAGACAAACGCGUAAUAGAAAUUGCUGAUUUUGAAAGUAAACCAGUAGAUAAAAAAUCUUUCAAAGUAAAUGAUAUUUGUGAUGAAAAAGGUUUGGACGUCGAUAAAUCAACUGAUACAGACGCAGACUGUUUUAAAGAAGAACAACAAUUAAUAAAAACUACUAGUUGGCUUUUUCGUAAGCCGAGAGUUAAAAACUAUAAUCCUAUACAAUUAUGUAAAAAUCCAGACUUCAACACGCGUUUAAAAAGAUUGUCACCAGGUUUUCUUAGCUCCCCACGUAAUAGACAGUUGCUCGCACAAUGUAAACCAUUAACUGUCGAUGUUCAUAAGUCAUUUGAAUCGAAACUAGUAAACGACUCUUUACUAUUGAAAAAAAGUUAUUUUUUGAAAGCGAAAGAAACUGAAAACGAAAUUGUAUCUGUGGAAAAAACUGUUAUACCAUCAGAGGUACCUGGUCAGAGAUUAGAGUGUAUCCAAGAUACUACAGAUGUCACUAGUAAUCCAUCAACAUCCACAAUUAGUCAAGGAAAUAAAUCUGUAGAUGGAGUCAAUGUUUCACCUGUAAUGUGCCCACCUGAAAGAAAAAAAGUUAUAAGUCUUCCCGACAUAGACCAGAUACGUCGUGCAAAUGAAAAAUUACUGAUAGCAGAGGUGACUCCGCUUCUGGCUUCAAACGUGACUAACAUACCUCCAGUCACAAUAGUUCAAGAGAAUAAAUCAAUGGAACAGAAUUCACAAGUUGAUAAGGAUAUCAAAAUAGAACCGGAACUAAAGGUUUUAGAUAAUGCAACGUGUACAACCGAUAUAACUGUUAAGGAUUCGCGUGAAACAGAAAAUGAAGAUAAGAGUGAGACUAAUAACGAGAGUAUGGAAAUCGUACCUAGUAAUAUGAACAUUGAAAAACUAAGUUAUUACCAAAAAAAGAAAUUAGGUGUUAAAGUACGAAAAGUCGCGUUGUCAUGGACUCCAAAGCUAAUGUCUACUACAGUAAAUAACUACCCAGAUGAUCGUCUUUUAGCACGUGACACUGUGGAAAGAAUUAUAAACGUCUGUAAUGGAAUAAAUAUGCCCUUGCAGAAAAAAUACUGCUAUGGUUACAAGAAAAAGUGUUCAGCUAAAAAGCCUUUAAUCAAACAAGCGGAUUCACUAAAAUGUCAAGAAUUGCAAACAACUAAUGAAGAAAAUAUGCCAGAAAAUCCCAAUGAGCAGCAAUCAGAGCAAAUAAAUGUUCAACUUUCAGAAUCAAAUAACGUAAUUAAUAAAAAUGAUCAUGUUAGUCAGACACAAGAAAAUGAUGGAAAUAAGAAAAAAAGGGUAAGAAAAAGAAAAAAACACAAUUAUUGUUGCUGGGCGCGUGCGAAGUUAGAUUAUUGGAAUAACAAACAAAGAAAACACUUUAGACUACCUCACGAGUGUCCUCAAUAUAAAUGUAUAUGCUGUUGUAAUUUUGAAUACUGUGAUGAAUUAAGAAGAAGGAAUAGGGGACAGUUUCUAAACAUUGCACCGUGUCUAAAUCUACUUUCUGACGAUGACAGUGAUCAUAACGUUGAUAAAAUAAACGAGAGUGUUAAUAAAUUACAAGUAAUCCAUCAUCAAAAAUUAAAGCAAACUCCAAACAUAGUCGAUAUUGGUACUAAUACAGAUUAUGAUGCAGAUUUUGAAAAAAGUUAUGCAGAAAAUUAUGCAGAAAAUUUGAAUAAUUUGAAUGAUUGUAUUUUAAGUCAGCCUAUUAUAUCUAGCGUUACUUCUUUAGCGAAAGCAGAGUGUAGUAGUAAUGCCACUCAGACAUACGAUUUUAGGGACGUGACCUGUGGACCUGAGCCACGAGUGACCUUACCUUCUACCACUGAUAUUCCGAAUAUGUCAGAAACAGCCGUACCAUUAAAUACCUCUAUUGAAGCUACUCAAUUAGAAGUACUUUUAAAUAAAGACACAUUUCAAAAAAUUCAACCAAAAUGUAAGACUAAAAUUUGUGCACCUUUAAUUGUCCCAAAAAUAUUACCUUUGGAUCAAAAUGUUUUGAAAGCCAGUAGUUUGGAAUUACCAAAUUAUAAUACGUCAGCAAUAAAAGUAACAUCACCAAAUAAAGGAACAGUUUUUAAUAAAAAAGUUACCAGCAAUAGAGCUCAGAAACCCAUUACUUUAGGUGAAAAUAAAAUAUUACUGUGCUCAGUCAAGCCAUUGAGUAUAACGAAUAUGGUUGAUGUUACACAUUUAGCUAAUAAUUUUACGCCAAAAAAUGCCAACUCUAUUAUAGAUCCUACAAAGCUUAUACCAAAAGGAGCACACUUAGUGUUAUUACCUAACCAAGAGUUGGUAGUCUCUGUUGAUCCUGGGACCGAAUUAGAUCCGACUAAAAUAACUCACCUACCCGCUAUUUUGGCUUCCGUCCAACAGCAGCUUUUCAGUGCAGGUAUUAUCAAUCAGUCACCAAACAGCGAAAAUCGUAAAACGAACGAUGUCGUUCAAUUAUCUGAUGAUAAAAAAGAAAGUGCAAAAGUGGACAGAUGUCAAGAUGAUUCAAAAAUAGAAAAUUUAAAAAUGUCUUCUGAAAUUGAAGUUAAAGAACACAUCAGCAAUUUUGAAGAACACAUUGCUUACAAUCAAAUAAUUAAAAUAAAUAGACCUGAACAACUUUCUGAAUUUCUGCAAAUUCACCCCAAACAUUCCGGUUUUUGUAAUGAAAUAAUUAAAACAAAUAAUUCGAAUCGUACAAGUGAAGAUAGAUUUUUAAAUGUAUUAAAUAGUGAAACCGUCUCUCCUUUCUUCCGAGAAACGGUUUCGGAUUUAGACACUAACAAUACGAAAACAAGUGAAAUUAAUGAAGUUACUAGGGAUUCAGAAACAGAUGCCAGCAGUGAAAAAGUUGCACCAGUAAACAGCAUAUCAAACGAACGUGAAAAUAAUGAAGUUAUGGAUGGCUCCAAAUUAGACCAGUUUACCAAAGAUGACUUAAAAGAAACUACAGCAAAAAAGACUAUAUUGUCAGACCUUAUGGAAAUGUCUGGCAUCUCUCUAGAAGAUACAGCUAAUAUUGAAACUCCUUUAAUACAACAACCCACUUUACAACCAGCUAUAAGGCCUCAAGAAUUUAUUACGGCGCGUUUAAGUCUACCUAGUGAGAUAAAGGGUGAUAGAGACAAUUCACUACUUAGUAAUAUCUACGUUCAAGCUGCGCUAGUAAAAUAUCCAGAUUUACACAUUGUAUAUUCCUUUGAAGAUUUGAGAUACGCUUAUGCAAACAAUGGUCAGUUUUAUAAAAUGGACACCGAAUCUGGUAUUAUUGCACCCAUUAAUGUAUGUAUUAAAAAACAAAUGUAUCAGAGGAAAUCAAAGGUCAGAACUAUGCAUAAAUCUGUAAUUGAUUUAACUGAAGACGAUAUAGAGGAUAGUAAACUGUCCACUUUAGAAUCGAAAUCAGAAGAAAAUAAAGAUACAAGCGAUGUAUCACAAAACAACGCGAAACCUAUAAAAUUGUUCAAAAAUAUUCACCCAUCAAUAUUAAAGAGAAACUUAAAAACUGUUAGUGAACAACCGAAAAGAUUUCGAACACCUAAUUUAAAAAGAAAAAAAGACAUUAAUUUAAUUAAUCAAGAUAAUAUUGAUGAAUCUAAAAGAACAAAAUAUGCUGAAAACGAAAAAACAAAUACUAAUUCAGAUUCCGAUGACGAACCCUUAUCACUUAAAGCCAAACGUAUUCGAACAAUUUUGGAAGAUCAAUCAAAGAAUGUAGAUGAAAAUGUUGGUGAAAAUAUAGAAAAUUAUCAAGAAAUGCAAAUAAUGCAGUCGAAUUAUGAAGAAGUUAAUUUUAAAACAUUCUCUGCCAAAGUUCCUACACAAAACCAGCCAGAAGAUAUUGAUUCAAAUCUUCGUGAGCAAAUAGUUUUCCAAUUUAACAACGAAGAAUCUUCUGAUGAAGACUGUAUUUUAGGUGUAUAAUCACUUCAGCCUAUCGCAGUCCUCAGACAUACUCUCUCCAUCAGACAUAGGCCUCUCCAAACACGCUCCAAAACCUUGAGAGAUUUUCGCAAGCCUCAUCCAACCGCCACCGGUCCAUCUUACGUAGUUUGUUGGUCCUCCGGGCCGAAGCACUUACCACACUGUGUUUGCAACUCCAGUUGUAUAAUAAAUAAGAUUAUUUUUCGAAAUGCUUAAAACAAUUUUUAUAAAGAUGUUACUAAUGUAAA